Molecule: messenger RNA, 1736 nt
Organism: Microbotryum saponariae
Lineage: Eukaryota; Fungi; Basidiomycota; Microbotryomycetes; Microbotryales; Microbotryaceae
Source: the annotation of a GenBank genome assembly
AUGAAGCUCUCGCUUUUGAUCGUGGUGGUGGUGGCCGCAGGCACCACGCAUUCGGUCCCGGUUCCUGCGCCGAUGUUUGGGAUCCCGGUGAGCACGUGGGUGGAGAGGUAUCCGUUGAACACAGGAACUGACGCCUGCCGUACUCCCUUUACGUUGCGCGGUAGUCCGAAUUCACGGGCAUCCUCAAGCAAGUUUCAUAAAUCGUCCUUUCCGUCCUCCUGCCUGCGCGCACGGUCCGCUGACUUUGUGUUCGCUGUCACUCGCUCACCGAAGCAGACAAUUCAUGCCUGGGAAGGUACGAGGCUCGAAUUGAUUUGAUGUUGAUACGUAGACCCUCAGAAUUGCUCAUACUUGCUCUCCGCCUUCAGCCCGGCUUCUCCGUCGCUACAAAACUCGUCUCGUAAGUCCGUGGAGUUUGGGACCACCGUUGCCCAGCGCCGUGUUGACAAGAGUAGCACGGACCCAAAUCUGACCCCCCUCCCCCUUAUUUGCUGCUUUCCCCCUAAUAUUACAAAGUGUACUUUCAUCAGGAAUGUCGGCUCUGAAUAAAGGUGCUUCGGCCUCCUCCUCCACCUCCAGUGGAGCGACUAGUGUAGGUUCGGGGAGCGGAACUGAGCGCCGUCAGAGUUGUCCCAAGAAAGAAGCACUGAAGCCACAUUUCAUUAACCAUGUCUCCACUUUAGGUUCUCGGCUCGGUCCUGAAACGAGACCCUUCCAUCAAGUACGAAAGGGCUUGGUGAGUCGGCUUGAGGAACGCAAAUUCGUGAUGUUUGCUCUGAACCACUUUCUUGGCGACCGUGAAGCCCCUUUUUGGCAGGAUCGGGGUCUUCCGGCCUAGCCUCGGGUUCCAACUCCCUCAAGUCACUCAGUUCGACCAUUAAGAAACGUGAGGAGUCCCCCGAAUCGGUCAAAAGGUCUUGGUGAGCUUGUUUUGGCAGCUCGGACCUUCGGUCGUUACAACAAGCUAAUCGAGUUUGUCGCAGCCCUUUCCUGGCGGGAGGAUCCGCGACUUUAGGCAGCGACUCUGUGAAUGCGCUCCGCUCGUUCGUGAAACGAGACCCUUCCGUCAAGUAUAAAAGGGCUUGGUGAGUCGGCUUGAGCAACGCAUAUUCGAGAACUUUGGGCUGAACCCCUUUCUUGACCACCGUGAAGCCCCUUUUUGGCAAGAUCGAGCUCUUCCGGCCUAGGCUCGGGUUCCAACUCCCUCAAGUCACUCGGUUCGAUCAUCAAGAAACGUGAGGAGUCCCCGGAAUCGGUCAAAAGGACAUGGUGAGCUUGUUUUGGCGGUUCCGACCUUCGGUCGUUACAACAAGCUAAUCGAUUUUGUCGAUGAUUAGCCCCUUCUUGGCGGGAGGAUCCGCAAAGUUAGGCAGCGACUAUGUGAAUGCGCUUCGCUCGUUCGUGAAACGAGCAGAAGACGCGGAGGUCGAAGUGGACGCGUAAGUCCGAAUGACUGUCACUUGCGCAACAUACAGGCGUGCUUUCCCCGCUUCAGCCCUGGCGCUCACGUCUAGCCUUGUGCUCGCUUCACCUGCAGUCCAUCACCGGAACCUCGGGAUCAUGUGAAAGAUCCUUCGAUAUUUAACGUGACACGACGAGUAUCGCCUUCGGGCUCGGGUCUCAUCCCCAAGGAUCUGAAUAGCACGGCGGUCGUAAGCUCGGUGAGUUGAGUCAUGGCUGGCCUUCUGCAGAUAUCGAAAUAGGACUGACCUGAACAUUGAUGAGAUUACUAGUAA